Lepisosteus oculatus (spotted gar) is the source of this 3199-nucleotide messenger RNA. It is a transcript of the gene swap70b, whose product is annotated as switching B cell complex subunit SWAP70b. Gene Ontology annotation, molecular function: calcium ion binding. Lineage: Eukaryota; Metazoa; Chordata; Actinopteri; Semionotiformes; Lepisosteidae. Gene Ontology annotation, cellular component: nucleus; cytoplasm. The record is from RefSeq and is a predicted model, not a curated record.
CCGGCGGAGUGUCGGUCAUGUGACCGGCUCCCAUUGUACAGCACCUCUGCAGAGAUAACAGAAACUUUGUUACGGGCGCACAGAUCUGCGAGUGUUUUGAUACUGCUGGGUAAAACGGUUCAAAAUGGGACUUCGGGAAGAGCUUUUAAAGUCCAUUUGGCACGCUUUUACGGCUUUGGACGUGGACAGGAGCGGGAAAGUAUCUAAAUCGCAGUUAAAGGUUCUCUCUCACAAUCUGUGCACAGUGAUGAAGAUCCCUCAUGAUCCCGUGGCACUGGAGGAGCAUUUCAAGGACGAUGACGAAGGGCCUGUUUCCAAUCAGGGGUACAUGCCCUACCUGAAUAAGUUCAUUCUAGAUAAGGUCCAGGACAAUUUUGAUCGUUUGGAUUUCAACAAGAUGUGCUGGACUCUGUGCGCAAGAAAAAACCUCAUUAAAAACUACUUGCUUAUCACAGAUGAGGAUGCCUUCAAAAUCUGGUGCAUCUUUAACUUUCUCUCUGAAGACAAGUACCCUCUGGUUAUUGUCACUGAAGAGAUUGAGUACUUUCUACGGAAGCUCACGGAUGCCAUGGGUGGGAGUUGGAUCGAGGAGAAGUUUGAGGACUACAAGACCCAGCUAAACAGCAAGGAGCAGUGCCUGACGGCCUGGGAGCUGAUCGACCUGAUUGGGACAGGGCAAUUCAGUAAGGGAAUGGACAGGCAGACCCUCUCCAUGGGCAUCACUGAGGUCUUCCAGGAGCUCAUUAUGGAUGUGCUCAAACAAGGUUACAUGAUGAAGAAAGGGCACAAACGGAAAAACUGGACAGAGCGCUGGUUCCUGCUGCGCCCCAGUGCUAUUUCGUACUACGUGAGCGAAGAUUUAACGGAGAAGAAGGGGGAUAUUACCCUGGAUGGGAACUGCUGUGUGGAGUCAUUACCGGACAAGGAGGGAAAGAAAUGCCUCUUUAUUAUAAAAUGCACUGACAAAAGUUUUGAGAUCAGUGCAUCUGAUAAAAAGAAGAAGCAGGAAUGGAUUCAAGCCAUUCAGACCUGCAUCAGCCUGCUGAAGCUGGGCCUACCGGCCCCGCACAAGGAAGCCCGGCAGAAACGGAAGGAACUGAGGCAGAAACUGCUGGCGGAGCAGGAGGAGCUGGAGCAGAGGAUGAAGGAUCUGCAGACCGCUAACGAGAACAAGCAGAGGGAGCUGGAGACCAUGAGGAAGAAACUGGCGGAAGCAGCAGCCGACGCUGCCGAAGAGGAGAGGAGACGGCUUCAGACGCAGAGGGAACUGCAGGACCGCUACCGGAUGGACCUGGAAAGGGAAAAAAUGGUCAGGCAGCAGAUGGAGGAGGAGGUGGCUCAGAAGUCCUCAGAGGUGGAGCAGUACCUGCAGCGGGUGCACGAGCUGGAGGACAUGUACCGGCGGCUGGAGGAGGCCCUGGAGGACGAGAGGCAGGCCCGGCAGGACGAAGAGGCCGUCCGGAAGCUGCAGGCCAGGCUGCUGGAAGAGGAGGCCAUGAAGCGCGCCGAGCUGGAGCAGAUCCACCUGCAGCAGCAGAGGGCCAUCUCCCAGACGGAGGCGGAGAAGCAGGAGCUGGAGAACGAGCGCCUGGCCAAGGAGCAGGCUCUGGAAGCUGCCAUGCAGCAGCUGGAACAGCUGGAGAGCGAGCGCAGAGGAGCGCUGGAGCAGUAUGAGGAGGUGAUGAAGAAACUGGAGAAGGCAGCAAAUAAGACCAGGAGCUGGAAGGACAAAGUAGCUCAACAUGAAGGCCUGAUCCGCUUAAUUCAGCCAGGAUCCAAGGGUCCGCAGCUGAUCACUAACUGGGGAGCAGCUGCUUUCACUGAGGCAGAGCUGAGCCUGAGAGAGAAAAGCUGGCAGGAGAAGAAGAACAGAACCACUGAGGCCCAAUAGAACAGACUGACAUACCCCAUGGAGAGCGUACAUCUCGGGCUGAUCAGCCCUGUGCUCAGACAUCCUGGGCAUUGGCACAGAUGUGGAGAAGGUUCUGGAACAUUCUUGACCACACCUGCAGCUGCUAGUGCAGAACAAGCUUACAGUCCCAUCUGAAGGGAACGUGAUGUUCAAUAGCAUUCCUGUUUCUUAACUAAAACUGCACCUGAUCAGCUAGAGUAGCCUGUUACUUUUUCUGCUGCACUUGAUAUCACUUCAGUUGAACCUGUCUGCCUGGAAUUCCAGUUUUUUGUUGAGUGUACAGUUUUAAUUUGAUAAACACUGCAUGCAUUAUCCAAAUGUUUUUUUUUUAUUUUGUUUACGUGGAGUAAAUCUGCAUUAGUUCAAAUCUUUUAUUUACUAAAAGUGUGGAUGAAAGAAUAUUAACAUGUUUUUGUUGACAAUAGAUGACAAUUUUUCCUGCAAAAAAUCUUUGGCUGUUUCUGUAGUAUUAGAUAUAAAACCCCAGAAGUUAUAUUACCUUCGCUAAAAAAAUCAAUCACACAGAGUAAUAUCUUGUUCUUUUGUUGUGAAGAUGUUUUCUAGGAUAUUUUAUAUAAUGAAGCCUGUUUUUUAACAAUAAUUAACAAUAAUUUCUCUAAUAAUGGUUACUGCUUUUGAGGAAAAUUAGUGUUUUACUUUAAAACUUUCAUGCUAUGUAUUAACCAAAAGACACUGGGAGAACAUUUGAAAAAAAAAGACCUUUUUGUAUUUAUUUUUAACUGAACAUUUCCAUGUAAAGCCUGAAAAAAACUUUUUGAAAUUGAAGACAAAAGUUAGUUGUUUAAUAUAAAUGUGUGAGUUUUAAGAAUGUACCGGUGUGCAUUUCCGUGACUAUGAAAAAGAGCUAAAGACUGAAGUUUUGAUAAAAAAAAGACAUUGCUACAAAUUUAUUUUACCAUUUUUUUAUCAAAUUAGAAAUAACUACUUUUUUAGGCUCCAUGUUAUGUGCAGUAAAUCAUUAAUUUUUAUACCAGAACAAUGGAAUCCAUUGACUUUCAGAUUUAAACAGUUUUCACUUAAAAUGGGAACAUGGAAUUUCAUAGUGAUUACUGUUCUGUGAAUUACAGUAGUUAUGUGACCUAAUUAAGUCAUUUUUAUUAACAGUUUCUUCAGGUACAAUUUCAGCCUGAAGUUAUUCUUCCUUCCUAUUUUGUUUACUGUUUAUCAAACAUCUUGAACAGUAUUUAAUAUUUAGGAAGUUUUAGUGUAGGUUAAAAAAAACAACUGAAACUGUACUUUAAUAAAGACGUUAAUGAAAUGACUAUA